Arabidopsis lyrata subsp. lyrata is the source of this 3910-nucleotide messenger RNA. Its product is annotated as inactive disease resistance protein RPS4. Gene Ontology annotation, molecular function: ADP binding. Gene Ontology annotation, biological process: signal transduction; defense response. NCBI's taxonomy places the organism in Eukaryota, Viridiplantae, Streptophyta, Magnoliopsida, Brassicales, Brassicaceae. The record is from RefSeq and is a predicted model, not a curated record.
CAGUUUUUGGCCAUGGCCAUAUCGUCGACGGUUGAAGAACGGCCACCUCAACAUCAAGUGUUCAUCAAUUUUCGCGGGGCAGAGUUACGCAAUGGAUUCGUCAGCCAUCUCGUCACGGCCUUGCAAAGUAAGGACAUUAACGUCUUCAUCGACAAGCUCGAAGACCGAGGCAAACCCAUAGAAAUACUAUUGGAUAGGAUACAGAAGUCAAGAAUAGCUCUGGUUAUCUUCUCUGGGAAGUACACCGAGUCCGUCUGGUGCAUGAGAGAGGUGGCGAAGAUCAAGGAUUGUAUGGAUGAAGGAACACUCGAGGUGAUUCCCAUCUUUUACAAGGUAGAGCCAUCCACGGUGAAAUAUUUGAUGGGAGACUUUGGUGAUACAUUCAGGAGUUUGGCCAUGAAUGAAUAUGAUGAGGGGAAGGAGAAAUGGGAGGACGCUUUGAAAGCGGUUUCUGGUAUAAUGGGCACCGUGGUCGAUGAAAAAAGCGAGGAGAGCGAAAUAGUAAAAAAAACUGUGGAUGACAUUAGGAAAGCGCUGAUCAGAAUUCCAUCGGAGGGAAGCCAAACUACCUCUGUCAAUCCUUCACCAAAUAGGGACACUCGAACUUCCUCAGGAGAAGAAAAGCAUGAGACUUUUGGAAACGAACUACGCCUAAAGGAAUUGGAAGAGAAAUUGGAUCGUACAAUCAAGAAAACUUGUAUCAUCGGAGUUGUUGGUAUGCCUGGAAUUGGUAAAACCACACUGCUGAAAGAGCUCUUUAACAAGUGGCAGAAUAAGUUUAAUAGGUGCGCAUUAAUCGAUGAAAUCCGUGGAAAGUCAAAUCCCUCCGAGGAUUUUGAUAUCUUGCCCAAAUUGCUUGUACGAGAGUUACUAGCGUUUAAUGUGUCCACCUUAGAAAAUGUUGAAGACCCAUACGAAGUGUUUAAGGGUCUACUUCUCAACGAGAAAGUUCUUGUCAUUCUUGACGAUGUUAGUAAAAGUGAACAGAUAGACGCUCUUCUUGGGAAACGCGACUGGAUUACUGAAGGAAGCAGGAUUGUCAUUGCAACAAAUGACAUGUCCUUACUAAAGGAUUGGGUAACAGAUACUUACGUGGUCCCGCUACUGAACCACCAAGAUGGCUUGAAACUUUUCCACUAUCAUGCCUUUGAUGAAGCUAAUCCUCCUGAAGAUUUCAUGCAGCUUUCAAAAGAGUUUGUGCAUUUUGCCAGAGGCCUUCCACUUGCUCUCAAAAUAUUGGGUAAAGAACUUUAUGGAAAGGGAAGGCUGCAGUGGGAAGAAAAACGGAAGUUACUCGCAGAGAGUCCCAGCCCUUUUAUUGAAAGUGUCUUCCGAGUGAGUUAUGAUGAAUUGAGUUCAGAUCAGAAAAAAGCAUUUCUAGACAUAGCUUGUUUCAGAUCGCAGGAUGUGGCUUAUGUAGAAAGUUUACUUGCUUCAUCUGAAGCAAUGAGUGCAGUAAAAGCUCUCACGGAUAAGUUCCUGAUUAAUACUUGUGACGGUCGAGUGGAGAUGCAUGAUCUACUGUAUACAUUUUCGAGGGAACUUGAUCCUAAAACAUCCACUGAAGAUGAUCGCACAGGACGAAGGUUGUGGCGCCAUCAAGACAUAAUCAAGGAAGGCAAAAUUAAUGUAGUGCAGAAAGAAAUGAGAGCUGCCCAUGUCAGAGGUAUUUUCCUAGAUUUGUCUCAAGUGAAGGGCGAAACGAGCUUAGCUAAAGAUCACUUCAACCGUAUGACUAAUCUACGGUAUCUCAAGGUCUAUAAUUCUCAUUGUCCUCAGGAAUGUAAAACUGAAAAUAGGAUUAACAUCCCUGAUGGACUUAAGCUACCAUUGAAAGAGGUUCGAUGCCUCCACUGGUUGAAAUUCCCAUUAGAUGAACUUCCCGAAGCUUUCAACCCGAUUAAUCUCGUCGACCUUAAGCUGCCAUACAGUGAGAUUGAACGACUUUGGGAGGGUGACAAGGAUACACCAGUCUUAAAAUGGGUCGAUCUCAAUCACUCAAGUAUGUUGAGCAGCUUGUCAGGAUUAUCAAAGGCUCCAAAUCUUCAAGGACUGAACCUUGAAGGGUGCACACGUCUUGAAUCUCUUGCAGAUGUGGAUUCCAAAUCACUGAAAAGUCUCACCCUCAGCGGCUGCACAAGCUUCAAGAAAUUCCCGUUGAUUCCAGAAAAUCUAGAAGCUUUACACUUAGACAGAACAGCAAUAAGUCAACUUCCUGACAACGUGGUGAACCUCAAGAAACUUGUCUUAUUAAAUAUGAAGGACUGCGAACUGCUAGAGAAUAUCCCGACCUGUGUUGAUAAGCUGAAAGCUCUUCAAAAGCUGGUACUCUCUGGUUGUAAAAAGCUCCAGAAUUUUCCAGAAGUCAACAAGAGCUCUUUAAAAAUUUUACUCCUGGAUAGGACAGCCAUAAAAACGAUGCCACAGUUACCAUCAGUGCAGUAUCUAUGCUUAAGCUUCAAUGAUCAUCUUAGCUGCAUUCCAGCUGACAUCAAUCAACUUUCUCAAUUAACACGGCUGGAUUUGAAGUAUUGUAAGAGUCUUACCUCUGUUCCAGAGUUACCACCAAAUCUUCAGUACUUUGAUGCAGACGGCUGUAGCGCACUGAAGACUGUUGCAAAACCGCUGGCCCGCAUCAUGCCGACCGUGCAGAACCACUGCACUUUCAAUUUCACCAACUGUGGUAACCUGGAGCAAGCUGCAAAGGAGGAAAUUGCAUCGUAUGCGCAAAGGAAAUGCCAGUUACUAUCAGAUGCUCGUAAACACUAUGAUGAGGGUCUUAGUUCAGAGGCUUUGUUCACCACUUGCUUCCCUGGAUGUGAGGUGCCUUCGUGGUUUUGUCAUGACGGAGUUGGAUCUCGGUUGGAACUCAAACUGCUCCCACAUUGGCAUGACAAGAGCCUUUCUGGGAUAGCUUUAUGUGCUGUAAUCUCAUUUCCUGGUGUCGAAGAUCAAACCAGCGGCUUGUCGGUGGCAUGCACCUUUACGAUAAAAGCUGGAAGAACAUCAUGGAUCCCCUUUACUUGCCCAGUAGGAAGUUGGACUAGAGAAGGAGAAACGAUUCAGUCAAAUCAUGUUUUUAUAGCCUACAUUAGUUGCCCACAUACCAUAAGGUGUCUCAAAGACGAGAACUCUGACAAAUGCAAUUUUACUGAAGCCUCCCUUGAGUUUACUGUGACAGGUGGGACAAGUGAGAUAGGAAAGGUGUUGAGGUGCGGUUUGAGUUUGGUGUACGAAAAAAAUAAAAACAAAAACAGUUCUCAUGAGGCAACGUAUGAUAUGCCUGUUGAAGUGAGCUAUAAGGAACCUCAGCAAAAUAAAAAAAGAAGUGUUGAUAGACGACCAAAGAAUAAACGAAAAGUCAGACGAUUGAUACCAUCCAGUAUCACCCGAACUUGUGGGGCAAGUGUAACUCCAAUAAUGGGAGAUCUCCAAGCAAGUAGUUGAAAAAUAUCCAAGGGGGGAUGACGAUGUUUCAGGUGAGCCAUAUUCUUACCAAAAACUCCAAGUAGUUAUAGAGAAAAUUGUCCCUUUGUAAAAAUGUGGUUCAUGGUCGUGUAUCUUUACAGAUGUCAUUGGUGGAGCAAGUCCUUCUAGAGCAGUUGAUGUACUUUUUGCUCUCUGUGUAAAGCUAAAGCAUCUGCUUCAGACAAAAGCCUCUUUCUUACCAUCGCCAACGGAUUUGGCAGAGUAAUUUUUGCUUACAAAAGCUUUUUUUUACCAUCAUUUUAUUUUCUUUUAACUUCAGUGUUCAAUGGACGUCUGGACAAGUUACAGAGCAGAAAGGAAGUCUCUUAUUAGAGACAUUAAGUUUCUGUUUCUGGUUCAAGUUAAUUUCAGGGUCUUGUUUGGUAUCUUUCUGGUAUUUUAAGCUGUGUAAGACUCUUUUUUACAGUUGAAUAAAGAAAUU